Molecule: messenger RNA, 556 nt
Organism: Tripterygium wilfordii
Lineage: Eukaryota; Viridiplantae; Streptophyta; Magnoliopsida; Celastrales; Celastraceae
Product: protein TIFY 5A-like
Exons: 2
Coding region: 65-457 (130 amino acids)
Biological process (GO): regulation of jasmonic acid mediated signaling pathway; response to wounding; regulation of defense response
Cellular component (GO): nucleus
Source: RefSeq, a predicted model, not a curated record
CCUCCCCAAACUCUGUCUUCAUUGAAUUCAAUUUUCUGUCUCAUAGAUCUACUGUCUUACAUACAUGAUGAGAUCAAGGAAGUGCAAUCUUGAACUCCAACUCCAUCUUUUCACAGAUUCCGAUCACCGACACAUGGAAGAAGAGUCGAGUAGCAGAAGCCCAGUAGAUCAUCAACAGCAGCAGCACCACCAAGAACGACAAAAGCUUACGAUUUUUUACAAUGGAAGAGUCUGUGUUUGUGAUGUUACAGAGCUUCAGGCUAGAGCCAUAUUAUCUACGGCAACAAGAGAAAUGGAAGAGACAAUGAAAACCCCAACUUGUUCAUCAACACUACUGUCAUCUUCUCAGCUGUCUACCUCGUCAAGUAAUCUUUCAAUGAAGAGAUCGCUCCAAAGGUUCCUCCAGAAAAGAAAAAGGAAUCGGAUCCAAUCAACAUCCCCAUACAUUGUUAAUUAAUCAUGAUUAGCGCCACCUAAUUAACAUCUUGAUUUCUUGUCAACAUUGGUGUUUAUGUCUAUAUCAAUCGCUUAAAACAAUAUAUUUUGUUUUUUUUAA